Messenger RNA from Penicillium concentricum, 732 nucleotides. RefSeq lists its product as uncharacterized. Bases 1 to 732 code for a protein of 243 amino acids. The record is from RefSeq and is a predicted model, not a curated record. The transcript has 3 exons. Lineage: Eukaryota; Fungi; Ascomycota; Eurotiomycetes; Eurotiales; Aspergillaceae.
AUGGAAGCAGCCGGACUGGGCCUUGCAGUCUUUGGUGCAUGUGACACGUGGCUAAAGUAUGGGGCAGUGAUCAUACAGAAGUAUAAGGGCUUCAAAGAAGCAGAAAAUGAAAUCAAAGAACGAGUUGUCUCAAUCGAAGCUACCUGGAGGAAGAUAUCCCAGCAAUUGGGCCUUCUCAAACGCAUCUGGGAUACUCAGGAUGAAGAUCUUCGAGAUUUACAGGAGCGCAUUCUUCGCAUUCUACAGACAAAGCUCGACAUUGCUGUCCUACAUAUCAGCAAACUAGAAAAGCGUGGAUCUGGCAACGGAAGAGGACAAGAGAAACGAAAGGCAGCUAGAUAUGCCUUGGAUAUUGAGAAAUCUCUUGAUAGAGCCAUCCUAGAUCUCCAAUUGUGGGAGAGGAAAUUUGAUCCGAGCUGGUUUUUGAUUUUACCUGCUCGGCAUAUUCGAGAUGCACUGAAAAAUGAGCCCCAACGCAGAGCCGCAAUAUUUCGUCCAGAAGAUAAGCUUACCCUGCCCAGCGGUCCAGAAUCCCACUAUCAACUUUCGAAAUUUGUGACAUCCCAGACUCGAAGACCUUCAUCCUGGAUUAGGUGGAGUGUGACACAAGAACAGAUGCAUCUGCAUUCGCCAAAGACUUUCGAGCCCUCGCGCAAAAGCUUCAAAAUAUUGAUCCAUUCUAAUUCAACCUCCUUAGUUGUUUGGGUGUUGUUCGCAUCAAAGAUUCAAUGA